CUACAACUGUUUUAAUAAAGUCCGUAAUUUUAUGUGUGACCUAGGAGGAGCACAAACACUGGUCUGUAACAUUGUGAUGUAUGGCCUGUUGCAAAAAGUAGUUCAAAUUCUUCCAGACCAGGCGUUGCAAGUACUUCUUCCGAGUGAGUCUGAUGUUGGCGUCUACAAUUGCACUGCUAUCAACCCAAUUGGUUUAGACUCGCGCUCAUCCAUCGUUGCUGUUACAGGGAAGCCAAUAAUUAAAAUGUCCAGCCAUGACUUGGUGAAUAUUAAUUCAACAUCUGUCAGUGUGGACGUGGGCAGUGUUGUGAUAGCAAGGCUAGGAACCAAUAUCACAAUAAAGUGCCAAGUCGAUGGUUUUCCCAAACCCUCUGUCAGCUGGACAAAGGAACUGGUGCCUCUUGGUGCAAACGUUCAGCUUCUCCCAGAUGGAUCUCUCUCAAUAAUCAAAGCCAGUCCAGCCAACCAAGGGUUAUAUUCUUGUGAGGCGCUGAAUGUGCAAGGCCAGGCAACAGCAGCAACCAAUCUGAUUUUACAUGAACCCCCAAGAGUCUUCCCAGAAUUUAAAGACUUGAUGCUGAAGUUAGGGCUUACAGGGUAUGAAUUUCAUGCUGUUCUUGCCUCUAGUCCUGGGAGCAAAGUAUUUCUGAGUGCUGGAAACAAUGUUCUGAUUGGUUGUCCUGUUAGCGGAUUUCCGAAGCCCAUCAUCAGUUGGUCACACAAUGGCAAACCCAUAAAUGGGGCAUCAAGUCCAGGCCAAGUCCUAGCUUUACAACAGAUCCUUCAAAUAACAAAUAUCACAAAAGGUCUCCAAGGAGAUUACAGCUGUCGUGCUCAGAAUGAAGCUGGAACUCUCAUAUUAAAGUUGACAGUGGAGAUAGCAGAGUACAAGUGGCUAAUUGGUGGCAUGUUACCAUGCUCAGCGCCGUGUGGAAAUAAAGGCCUGAAGCUCCCAAUGCUAAAGUGUCUGCAGAACAAUGAAACUGAGGUUCACAAGUCUUACUGCAAGGGCAGGCCUCUCCCACACUUCCAGCCCAUUAAAUGUAACAUAAAGGAUUGUCCUCCAAGGUGGACUGUGACCAGCUGGUCCCCUUGUUCCCAGCUCUGUGGGGGAGGAACACAGAAGCGGCUGGUCAGUUGUCAGAAGGUGACAGCAGGAGGAAUACUUAUCAAUCAGUCGCCUAGCUUCUGUGCUCAGUCGGGAAAGAAACCACCAGAUAACCAGACCUGUGACAAGCAACUGUGCUCACAAUGGGUUACAUCGAACUGGAGCCAGUGCAAUAGCCAGUGUGUGGGGCUGAGGCUUGGCACCCAGUAUCGCCAUGUUGUCUGCCAGGCACAGAAUGGGUCCAGGUUACCUUCUCAGCAUUGCAGCGGGAGCAUAAGACCAGCCAGCAAACGAAACUGUACCUCAGAUGUCUGCACAGUCCAGUGGCGGAGUAGUUCCUGGACGCCUUGUACAUCUUCCUGUGGGAAUUACGGAUUCCAGUCCAGGCGGGUCGAGUGUGUGCAUUUACGCACAAACAGGCAAGCAAGAGAGCAGCUCUGCUUGUGGAAGCAGAGGCCAGUGAACUGGCAGAGGUGCAACAUCAUCCCAUGUGAAAAAUCGGAAUGCAGAGACACAACCCGAUACUGUGAAAUGGUAAAGCGACUAAGACUCUGUCUCUUGCCUCAGUACAAACUACGCUGUUGUGAAUCCUGCAGUGGGAUCUGACGAUGGCGCCACCUUACAACUCCUUUGAAGCAAUGAAGCGACGGGCAGAACAGACUUGAACUUGUUUCAUUGUUUUGAAAUUUCAGAAGUGCUGCUUGUGCUUUUAUUUCUGAAGGACAGAUGAUGAUUGAAGAGUGUGUCGGCAUUUGAAUAGACAAGAAUCUGUCUGCUGCCAAUACAGCUGUUACAGUUUAUUUAGACACACUGUACAUUCCUUUAUUGCCUUUUGAGUAAGUGCUUUUGUUGCACUGACGAUGACGCUGGACAACAGCACCUGUAUGACUUUGAGAAAGAUAUUCACCACCUUCUUUAAUUUUCCUCUCACUGCCCAAGGGAAAUGUAUUAACAUUCUGCUUGGGCUGUUUGGUAGGAAUUUCUGCUCAGGCCUUUUGUGGAAUUGUGCAAAGAAACCCAACUAUAUUAUAGAAAGACACUGGCUAGGUACAAUAGGAGUAAAAGGACCAAAAGGUAACUCAUGGUAUUGAGCUGCACUGGGAAAGAAAUCCAGCAUUUUGGAGAGAAAGAGAGAAGGCAAUGGCUUAUUACUUCCUUUUUACACCUGUCACAGAUCUUACCAAAUAAUGAAGUAUUUCUUCAUGGCAAUUUUUGAUCAUGGAUCCCGAUCCUCUUAAGGUUAGAAGUGAAAUAUAUUUUAACGUCAAACAGUACUGCAUAGGAACAGGCCUUUAGGCCCGCAAUGUUGUGCUGAAGCAGCUAGAAAGCAAAUCAAAAACAUUCAAACACUAAUCCCUCCUGCCUACACCAUGUCCAUAUCCCUCCAUGUGCCUAUCCAGACAUCUCUUAAAAGCCUCAAAUGUACCACCAUACCAGGCAGCAAUUCUAGGCAUCCACCAGUCUCUGAGUAAAAAUACUUACCCCUCACAUCCCCCUUGAACCUACUCCCUCUCACCCUCAAUGCACCCUCUGGAGUUGGACAUUUCCACCCUGGGAAACAGAUACUUCCUGUCCACUCUAUCUAUGCCUUUCAUGAUUUUGGAAACCUCUAUCAGAUCUCCGGUGCUCCAGAGAGAAAAAAACAAGUUUAUCCAGCACCUUGUGACAGCACAUGCCCUCUAAACCAGGCAGCAUCCUGGUAAGUCUCUUCGACACUGUCUCUAUCCUUCCUAUAGUGGGGCGACCGGAACUGUAUGCAAUACUCCAGACAUGAGAAAGUCUGCAGAUGCUGGAAAUCCAAGCAACACACACAAAAUGCUGGAAGAACUCAGCAGGCCAGGCAGCAUCUAUGGAAAAGGGUAAACUCUUCCUCCAGCAUUUUGAGUGCAGUUUUAUAAGUUGUAACAUAACUUCUUGACUUUCGAGCUUAAUUCCCUGAUUAAUAAAAGCAAGCAUUUCAUAAGCCUUUUUAACCACCCUAUCGACUUGUGUAUCCACUCUUAAGGAGCUUGGAUUCAACUACACUGAACUAUGCAACACUGAAAGCAGGUCAAACUUGUGGAAAAAUCCAAAAUUUCAGAAUAGCAUAUACAAACUCAAAGGAAUAAUGGCAAAAAGUUGUGAAAACUAAACAUUCAAUGACUAAAAGGCAAGUGGGAGGAACAGCGAGUGCAGAAAGCACCAACAUCUGUCCCUCCACCUCAAGAACACGUGGCAUGCCUCAGCAGUCAAUGGGAAAGUUAAAAAACAUUUUGACAAUAAACUGCGUUCCACCCAGAGUUUUAACAAAAUAGCCCUGCUAUCGCUGGUUAAGUUCAAAUGAUUUCAUUGAAUUAAUUUCCCUCAUUGUUCCCAUCUUUUCUGUUUUUAUUUCAAUACUCUACAUCAGAUACUGUUGUAGCACCUGAUUUUGCUCUGGUCAGCUAUAUUAAAAUGUUCGCACUUAUUUAUCUGAGCCGAUCUCUUGUCCUUUAUCAUUUUACCUCCAGUUUCUGCUUUUCAUUGCCUGAUCAUUUUCCAGCCAACCAAGACUGCAGGCAAAUGGCAUUAGGGGCUCAGAGACAGCUCACCACAACCCAUGGCUGAGCCACAACUUCACUUCCAGUAGUCCACAACAAUUCAGAGCACCAAUGUUCAAAACUGAAAAUAAAUGAAACCCUUCCUGCCCCCCCCCCCCCAAAAAAUGUACUCUGGGGAAAAUGGUGGAAAAUUCUGAAUUAUACACCAGCUUCUAAGUAGCUGGAUUUUUAAUACACUUUAUGAUGAAAAUAUAUUUGCAUAUUCUUGUCAACACAGAGAUCUCCCCAAGCCACAAACUGUUUCAACUAAAAGUCAGUGCUAAUAUCUGCAGUGGUAUAAGAGUGACCCAGGAAGGUUGUCCUUGAUUCUCUACAAGGAAGUCUUCUAUUUUCACUCAUCACUUGGUGGCAGAAUAGGAACUCAAUAUUGUGAAAGCAUCACUUCAUUGAGCAGUAAAAUGCAUCACAUUAUUAUCACAUCUGUCCUCAUUGAGAUAGAUUUACAGUCUUUAUAGAUGAUCAAAUGUCUCGACUAAUAAUGCAAGCUGGAUGAAUGGUUUCUGACUCCAUGUUAUGCUCUCUUUCUUCUUGAAAAAUAUAGGCACUUUGAAAUGUUUUAAAAACACUGUGCCCUUUAUCUAAUCAGUGUAAUUCACAAGCAGAUUUACAGUUAUUGUGAGACUGCUCAUUUCAGCAUUAUUUUCAUGUGUCCAAGAUUAGGAUAUCAGUUGUAUGACCUGUUAAAAAUACUGCUUCUUACAAUCAUGUGCCAGGCCAGUUACUGUAGUCUGUAGAGCAAUUAUUAUCAUCCCUUUCCACACCUGGAAGAGUAGCUCUUAUUUCAGCUAUGUGUGUCUGUUGUCUAAGCUAGCUAGCUGUUUAAAUGUAUGUAUAAUUUAAAAUCAGACCUUUGUAAAAUAAGCUUUGUAACUAUUUAUUAGAAAGUCUUGUUGACAAUGUGCAAUAUGCUUUAAUUCUAUGUUACUUUGUCUAGAAAAUACUACUUUUGUGGAACUUUCGUUGUCUUAUCACCAAAGCCUUUUCUGUUACUUGCUGGAAAAUUUGUAUUUUUCAUUUUAAUAGCACUUCCAAUGAGUACCUUUGCAAUCUUUGUUUAAUGUUUCACUGCUGAAGUUUCAUAUGUAAUAUAUUCUCAAUGUAUUGGGCUGUUAUUUUUCUAUUUUCUUUCUAUUGAUAACUGGUUCGCCAGACUUGUCAUGUGCAUAAUCCCAUGUUUCCUCUAGGGCAAAUAUUUACUCAUCAGAAACAGUAUACCGAGGGAACAUUACUUGGUAUUAUGGAAGAAUUUGUUCAUUUGAUUAAAUGAUAUUGGAUUUCAUUGGAGCAGGUCUUACUCCAUGACCAACUUUAGAGGAAACAUGGAUUAGGUAUCUCACUGAUAAUGACUUAUGUUCCUGAGUUCAAAUCUGGGUCACAGGUGCCGUUACAGCUUCCAGAUCAGUUGACUGAAUUCCUUGUGAAUGUACUUUAGUCUUAUCCUGUGACAAGGACCCAGUGACACUUCUCUAAUGUCAGUGUUGCUGGAUAAAGUCUGAGAUUGCAUUCAAGAAGCCUAUUUAUGUUUUUUUUGUACUAAGCCUACUUGAGAUCAAAUUUAUUAAAUGUACAAUGUUUCAUUUUGUGCUUUUCCAAUACUAAAAACACACAUGUUUAAUCAGC
Messenger RNA from Hypanus sabinus (Atlantic stingray), 5307 nucleotides. RefSeq names its product ADAMTS-like protein 1. Gene Ontology annotation, biological process: extracellular matrix organization. Gene Ontology annotation, cellular component: extracellular matrix. NCBI's taxonomy places the organism in Eukaryota, Metazoa, Chordata, Chondrichthyes, Myliobatiformes, Dasyatidae. The transcript is spliced from 11 exons. Bases 32 to 1714 code for a protein of 560 amino acids. Gene Ontology annotation, molecular function: metalloendopeptidase activity. The record is from RefSeq and is a predicted model, not a curated record.